This is a messenger RNA of Eptesicus fuscus (big brown bat), 1543 nucleotides long. RefSeq names its product family with sequence similarity 81 member A (gene FAM81A). Lineage: Eukaryota; Metazoa; Chordata; Mammalia; Chiroptera; Vespertilionidae. The record is from RefSeq and is a predicted model, not a curated record. The coding region runs from base 84 to 1214 and encodes 376 amino acids. The transcript is spliced from 9 exons.
CCGCACCCAGCCGCGCCCGCGAGGACAAGGGGAGCCGCGGCGCGCCCGCCCCCCGCGAGGAUGUGAAUUAUUAAAAAAGAAAAAUGGCCCAGCGGAGCACUGUAUUUCCUUCUCUUGUCACCAAGGAAAGACGCGUCAGAACCAUGCCCCGACACAGCCAGUCCCUGACCAUGGCACCCUACACUGUAAACCUCAUGGAGCAGCUGGAAGACAGGAUCCUGUGCCACGAGAAAACAACCGCCGCCCUCGUAGAGCACGCCUUCCGAAUUAAAGACGACAUCGUCAACAGUUUGCAGAAAAUGCAAAACAAAGGGGGAGGCGACCGCUUGGCCAGGCUCUUCUUGGAGGAGCACAUCAGAAACAUAACUGCCAUAGUGAAGCAGCUGAACCGGGACAUCGAGGUACUCCAGGAGCAGAUCCGAGCCCGGGACAACAUUAGCUACGGAACUAAUUCUGCCUUAAAGACUCUGGAGAUGCGUCAGCUGUCCGGUUUGGGGGAUCUUCGAGGGAGAGUGGCAAGAUGUGACGCCAGCAUCGCCAGACUCUCCGCGGAGCACAAAUCAACCUAUGAGGGCCUUCAGCACCUGAACAAAGAACAGCAAGCUGCCAAACUUAUCUUGGAAACAAAGAUCAAGGACGCAGAGGGACAGAUUUCUCAGCUUUUGAACAAAGUGGACUUGUCAAUAUCCGAGCAAAGCACCAAACUGAAGAUGUCCCACAGAGAUAGUAACCACCAGCUUCAGCUCUUGGAUACUAAAUUUAAAGGUACAAUUGAGGAACUCAGUAACCAGAUUUUAUCUGCUCGGAAUUGGUUGCAUCAGGAACAGGAACGGAUAGAAAAAGAACUUUUACAGAAAAUCGAUCAGCUCUCCUUGGUUGUUAAGGAAAACAGUGGAGCCAGUGAAAGGGACAUGGAGAAGAAGCUCAGCCAGAUGUCAGCCAGACUCGACAAAAUAGAAGAGAGUCAGAAGAAGCAUAUGGAAGGGCAGAGAACAAAACAAGAAGAAGAGAAGGUGCAUGGGCGAAUCAGCAAGCUGGAGUUGCAGAUGACGGAGGACAUGAAGGAAAUGAAAGCAGAAGUUGAUGCUGGGUUUACAGCCAUCUAUGAAAGCAUAGGAUCCCUCAGGCAAGUUCUUGAAGCCAAGAUGAAACUGGACAAGGACCAGCUACAGAAACAAAUCCAACAGAUGCAGAAGCUGGAAGCUCCCAUGUGAAGGGAGUUGGGACAAGGACCUCAAAGGUGGUUUUGCCAGUGGGUCUGGGAGCUCAAGACCUCCGUAGCCAGGGUGUUGUGGCAUUUGGGAUUGUUCUAUUCAUGGCGUGCAUGUGCCAAGAAAUGUGUUUUCAUGGGUCUAAAUGUUUACUUUGAGUCUUGAAAACACUAUCUUUAAAAAUCUAUACUAAUAAUAGAGGAAUAUGCAAACUGUCCGGGACUCUGUCACAGUAACGACAGAACAGCAGGCUACGUGGGGCAACCAGACUGGCAGGGGGGUUAGUGAGGGACAACCAAAUGACUGAACAGCAGCCUGUGUGGGGCGACCAG